CAGAAACAAAAGCCCACAUUCGUAUAACAGAUACCCGAAAUAGAUGCUGAGAUCGGCUUAGUCAGCAGUUAUUGGCGAGGCACUCUUCAGCGGAACGUUCACAUUCGCAUUUCCAUUCUACUCCUCUUCCUUUGCCAUCACCCUUGAAAUUUCCACCAUGAUCACAAAUGUUACGGAAACGCAGACUGCAGUAACGAAGAAAGUGAGGAAACUUAAGCCAGCAAGGAAGCAGGUCAAACCUGGAGACGUCGAGAAGAAGGAAGCACCGCAAACAGGGAAGGAAUACAAUAUAUGGUAUAACAAGUGGGCUGGAGGUGAUCGCGAAGAUAGUUACUCCAACAAAACAAAGUCACAAACGCGCUGUAACAUUAAACGAGAUGCAGGGCUCACUCGCGCCAACACAACAGGAGUGAAAUACUGUUGUCUCUUCUUCGCCCGAGGAUGCUGUCCGUACGGCUGGGAAUGCGAAUACCUUCAUAUGCUCCCCGAUGCGUCUACCGUACUUCCUGAUACCUCCAAGGAUUGUUUCGCAAGAGACAAAUUCGCGGAUUACAGAGACGAUAUGGGAGGCGUAGGUAGUUUUGCAAGACAGAAUAGAACGUUAUACAUUGGGAGGAUCAAAGAGACUGGUACGGGUGCGGAGACCGAGGAGGUUGUGAAGAGACAUUUCAAGGAGUGGGGGGAGAUUGAAAAGAUCCGCGUAUUGCAAUACCGUAGUGUUGCCUUCGUCACUUAUGUCUCGGAACAGAACGCCCAAUUCGCAAAAGAAUCUAUGGCGUGUCAAUCACUCGACAACGACGAGAUUCUGAACGUCCGUUGGGCCACUGAAGACCCCAACCCCGAAUCGAAAGUCGCUGAGAAGAGGAGGCUGGAGGAUAUGGGAAGGGAAGCUAUCCAGUCAAAGAUGGACCCCAGGAUAGUGGAAGCUAUGCGAGCGGUCAGGGCUUUGGAGGAGGGUGUAGAGUUCCAAGACCCGGAACUCGAAAUCGAGGAGUUGGAAGAUGAGGAGGAUGCGAGGGGUGCGAAGAGGCCAAGGCUAGAGCUGGAAGCAGAGCCAGAGCCUCAGCCUGAAGAACAGAAGCCGACUGGUUUGCUUAGUGCGGAUACGCUGGAGAGCUUGAGGUACUUCACAGAGAUUCGAAAACGUGCUGCUGCGAACGGUGGUAUUGCAGUGUCGUCAGCACCUGCGCCGAAGCCACCACCGACGGGACUUGGGCUUGCGGUUUAUGGUAGUGAUGAGGAGUAGAUUUUCUUGUAUUCGUGCUCAGAGUAUUGCUUAUGUAUUCUUAUUUUCAAUCAUACUGAUACAUGCGUGCAUAGUAGAGAUACGACGAAAGAGGUGAUACAAGACUCGAUGGUGCUUGGAAGCAUGAGUGUACAUGGUAAAAAGUGUUAGCAAGUUCAGUCGCCCCCACUACUGCUCCCACCAUUGAC
Somion occarium is the source of this 1434-nucleotide messenger RNA. The record is from the annotation of a GenBank genome assembly. NCBI's taxonomy places the organism in Eukaryota, Fungi, Basidiomycota, Agaricomycetes, Polyporales, Cerrenaceae.